Castor canadensis (American beaver) is the source of this 4431-nucleotide messenger RNA. It is a transcript of the gene Nid2, whose product is annotated as nidogen 2. Gene Ontology annotation, cellular component: plasma membrane. The record is from RefSeq and is a predicted model, not a curated record. Gene Ontology annotation, molecular function: calcium ion binding; Wnt receptor activity; Wnt-protein binding. Lineage: Eukaryota; Metazoa; Chordata; Mammalia; Rodentia; Castoridae. Gene Ontology annotation, biological process: cell-matrix adhesion; canonical Wnt signaling pathway.
UGGCGGGCGGGACCGCGGCUGGCUCUCUCUACGGCGGGACAGCCCAGCCCACGGGCCGAGCAAGCAUGCGGGGGGACCGGGCGGCAGGGCGGCCGUCGCUGCCACCGCCACCGCUGCUGCUGCUGUGGCUGUUGCUGCUGCCCUGGGCCGCGGCGCUGCACCCAGGCGAGCUCUUCCCCUAUGGGGAGUCGCGGGGAGACCAGCUCCUGCAGGAAGGCGACGACGAAAGCUCCGCUGCCGUGAAGCUGGCAGUUCCCCUGCGCUUCUACGAUGCCCAGUUCAGCCACCUCUACGUGGGCACCAAUGGCAUCAUCUCCACCCAGGACUUUCCCAGGGAGACCCAAUAUGUGGACGAUGAUUUCCCUACAGACUUUCCGGCCAUCGCCCCCUUUCUGGCUGACAUCGACACGAGCCGUGGCAGGGGCCGGGUCCUGUACCGCGAGGACACCUCCCCGGCAGUGCUGAGCCUGGCCGCCCGCUAUGUGCGCACAGGCUUCGCGCGCUCGGCGGCCAGCUUCGUCCCCACCCACGCCUUCCUGGCCACCUGGGAGCAAGUGGGCGCCUAUGAGGAGGUCAGGCGUGGGGCUACGCCCUCAGGAGAGUUGAACACUUUCCAAGCAGUUUUGGCAUCUGAUGGGUCUGACACGUACGCCCUCUUCCUUUAUCCUGCCAAUGGCCUUCAGUUCUUUGGAACCCGUCCCAAAGAGUCUUACAAUGUCCAGCUCCAGCUUCCAGCCCGGGUGGGCUUCUGCCGAGGGGAGGCUGAGGACCUAAAGAGAGAAGGACCAUACUUCAGCUUGACUAGCACUGAACAGUCUGUGAAAAACCUCUACCAACUCAGCAACCUGGGGAUUCCUGGAGUGUGGGCUUUUCACAUCGGCAGCACAUCGCCCCUGGACAAUGUCAGGCCAGCCACCACUGGAGGAGAUCUUUUCACAGCCCACUCUUCGGCUCCCCUAAAACAUUCCCUCAGCCAUGCUGCCACCCUGGAAAGUGACUAUACUGAGGAUAAUUUGGAUUAUUACGACGAGAAUGAGGAGGAAGUAGAACAUCCCCCAGGGGAGCGAGAGGGGCCACUGAAUGGCCGCAGCAGGGUGGAUGUGACCUUCCACUCGAGAGCUGAUGCGGACCAUUUGGGAGGUGGGAUGUCUCCUCAAGGUUCUGAUCGGGCGUCCCCUUUGCCACAUCCAGCACCUAGUGAAUGGCCAUCCUACUCCGAAACAGAAUUAGCCACCUUGGACCCUCAGACCAAAGAUGGGGCAUCUGUGGGGAAGGUAGAGGCCCCGGAUUUAAGAGGCCACGUGGAGCCUUUGGACCAAACAGGGACUGGAAGCUCAGCUCCAUCAGAGGCGGGCGGAAGUUCCCCAUCUCUGACCCUGGAAGGCCCCCCACCCUACCCUAGAAACAGAAGCCCCCAGCCUUAUGAUGGAGGCGUACCUUCAGAACCAGAUCCUCCUACAGACCCUGGAGAAGAAGCCCAUCUUCCCAGUUCCCCGGGGCGGGGCCCCACUCCACCCUUGAGUCGAGAGAGGUAUGUGGUAGGAGCGGAGGAUGACGUCAGUUCCAACGCUGAGGUCUUCACGUAUAAUGCUGCCAGGAAGGAAACCUGUGAGCACAACCAUGACCAGUGCUCCCGGCAUGCCUUCUGCACAGACUACGCCACCGGCUUCUGCUGCCACUGCCAGUCCAGGUUUUAUGGAAAUGGGAAGCACUGUCUGCCAGAAGGUGCACCUCAUCGAGUCAACGGGAAAGUGAGUGGCCACCUCCAUGUGGGCCACACGUACGUGCAUUUCACCAAUGUGGACCUGCAUGCUUACAUCGUGGGUAAUGAUGGCAGAGCCUACACAGCUAUCAGCCACAUUCCACGGCCUGCAGCCCAGGCGCCUCCCCUCACUCCAAUCGGAGGCCUGUUUGGCUGGCUCUUUGCAUUGGAAAAACCAGGCUCUGAGAACGGCUUCAGUCUCACAGGUGCUACCUUUACCCAAGACAUUGAAGUUACUUUCUACCCAGGAGAGGAGAGGGUUCGUAUCACUCAAAGUGCUGAGGGGCUCGACUCAGAGAAUUACCUGAGCAUUAAGACCAUGAUUCAAGGCCAGGUACCCCACGUCCCAGCAAAUUUCACAGUCCACGUUGCUCCUUACCAAGAGCUUUACCAUUACUCGGACUCAGCUGUGACCUCCACAAGUUCCAGAGACUACUCGCUCACCUUUGGUACAGUCAACCAAACAAAGUCUUACCGCGUCCAUCAAAAUGUGACUUACCAGAAGUGCAGUCACGCCCCCAGACACCGGGCUGUCCCCACCACCCAGCAGCUGACUGUAGACCGCGUCUUUGCCUUAUACAGUGAAGAUGAAGGAGUGCUUAGAUUUGCUGUGACCAAUCAUAUUGGCCCUGUUGAAGCAAAUUCAGACCCUGCUCCAGUGAAUCCUUGCUAUGAUGGGAGCCACACGUGUGACACAACAGCACGGUGCCAUCCAGGGACAGGUGUCCACUACACCUGUGAGUGUGCGCCCGGGUACCAGGGAGACGGACGGAGUUGUGUGGAUGUCAAUGAAUGUGCAAGUGGCAUCCAUCGCUGUGGCCCCAACUCUGUGUGUAGCAACUUGCUGGGAAGCUACAGGUGCGAGUGCCACCACGGCUACGAGCUUUCUAGUGAUCAGCACACUUGCAUCUUGAUUGCCCCACCUGCCAACCCCUGCGAGGAUGGCAGUCACACCUGCGCUCCCGCUGGACAGGCCCGUUGCAUUCACCACGGAGGGAGCUCUUUCAGCUGUGCCUGCUUGCCAGGUUAUGCCGGCACUGGGCACCAUUGUUCUGAUGUUGAUGAAUGUGCGGAAAACAGAUGUCACCCGGCAGCUACCUGCUAUAAUACCCCCGGGUCCUUCUCCUGCCGUUGCCAUCCUGGAUAUCAUGGGGAUGGAUUUCAGUGCAUACCUGACUCCGCCUCAGGAUUGAAGCCCUGUGAACACCAGCAGCGCUAUGCCCAGGCACAGCAUGCCUACCCUGGGUCCCGGCUCCACAUCCCCCAGUGUGAUGACCAGGGCAACUUCUUGCCACUGCAGUGCCAUGGCAGCACUGGCUUCUGCUGGUGUGUAGACCCUAAUGGCCAUGAAGUCCCUGGCACCCAGACUCCACCUGGCUCUACCCCACCUCACUGUGGACCAGCACCAGAGCCCACCCAGAGGCCUCGGACCGUCUGUGAGCGCUGGAAGGAAAACCUGCUGGAGCACUAUGGUGGCACACCCAGGGAUGACCAGUAUGUGCCCCAGUGCGAUGACCUAGGCCACUUCGUCCCCCUGCAGUGCCACGGGAAAAGCGACUUCUGUUGGUGUGUGGACAAAGAUGGCAGAGAGGUCCAGGGCACACGCUCGCAGCCAGGCAUCACCCCUGCAUGUAUACCCACGGUUGCUCCACCCACAGUUCGGCCCACACCCCGGCCUGAUGUGACCCCUCCAUCUGUGGGAACCUUCCUGCUCUAUGCCCAGGGCCAGCAGAUCGGCCAUUUGCCCCUCAAUGGCUCCAGACUUCAGAAGGACAUGGCCAGGACCUUGCUGUCACUGCAUGGCUCCAUAGUUGUGGGAAUUGACUACGACUGCCGGGAGAGGAUGAUGUACUGGACAGAUGUUGCUGGACGGACGAUCAGCCGUGCCAGCUUGGAACCAGGAGCAGAGCCUGAGACUGUCAUCAACUCAGGUUUGAUAAGCCCCGAAGGACUUGCCAUCGACCACUUCCGGAGAACAAUGUACUGGACAGACAGUGGCCUGGAUAAGAUAGAGAGAGCCCAGCUGGAUGGGUCCAAGCGCAAGGUCCUCUUUCACACCGACCUGGUGAAUCCACGUGCCAUCGCUGUGGAUCCAAUCCGAGGCAACUUGUACUGGACAGACUGGAACAGAGAAGCUCCUAAAAUCGAAACAUCAUCUUUAGAGGGAGAAAACAGAAGAAUUCUGGUCAAUAAAGACAUUGGUUUACCAAAUGGAUUAACCUUUGACCCAUUCUCCAAACUGCUCUGCUGGGCAGAUGCAGGAACCAAGAAACUGGAGUGUACACUACCUGAUGGAACUGGACGGCGUGUCAUCCAAAAUAACCUCAACUACCCCUUCAGCAUUGUCAGUUACGCAGACCACUUCUACCACACAGACUGGAGAAGGGAUGGUGUUAUAUCAGUGAAUAAAGACAGUGGCCAGCUGACUGACGAGUAUCUCCCGGAGCAGCGGUCUCACCUCUAUGGGAUAACGGCAGUUUACCCCUACUGCCCAACAGGUAAAUGACACGUGUCAGGUUUGGAUUAGCAAAGGAGAGAGGGCUACCUAUGGGACCUCAUUACCCUGCUUCCACUAACACUGUCAUCACUGCUGUUUUUCCAACCUUGAGUCCACCUAGCUUACCUACACACAAAAUGAAGAAAACCUGUUAUUGCAACUUGGUCACAAA